Molecule: messenger RNA, 2265 nt
Organism: Gilbertella persicaria
Lineage: Eukaryota; Fungi; Mucoromycota; Mucoromycetes; Mucorales; Choanephoraceae
Exons: 5
Coding region: 1-2265 (754 amino acids)
Source: RefSeq, a predicted model, not a curated record
AUGGAAGCCAUCCAGUUUAUUCCUCGGGAUGAUCUUGGUUUUCGAUUGGAAGUGCUUAAAUCUAUUCAACGUAUCUUUAAAGCGCACACAUCAACAAGAGAUAUCUUUCGUCGUGUAGGAGGCUAUGUCAGUCUAGUAUCCAUGAUUGUGGCUUUGGAAGGCGCUUUUGUCGAGCCUGAAAGAUUCGUCAGGGAAGACACCGAUCGAGAACAAGUUCAAUCUAGAAUUGUAGCUGUCAUUCAGACCAUCUUUUCUGUCCUUGCCGCCUCGAUGCACCGUCAUGAAGUGAACAAGAAAUAUUUUUUAAAAGAUGUAGGCUAUGGUUCAUUGGAAAAUGCGCUUGGUUUGACAGGUGCUUUUAACCCUGGCUGUGUUGCGCAUCAUAUUUUUGGUAUCUUGUUUGGAUUUGCGAUUGAAGAUGAAUCUGUUUAUGAUUUAUUUGUACCCGAAGAACAGGGCGAUUUAGCAACACUCACUGUUGAUCUCAUGCGAAAAAUUGAAAUGACACUCAAAAGACCAACGGUUAAAGUAGUCAAUCCAGAAAUUACACCUACUAUCCUACGUCUUCAAGAAAAGAUACUUGUGGUCGAUGUACAAUUAUCGCGUGUAGUACUGAGUGCUAUUUAUGCCUUAGCACAAGCCAGUCGCCACAACCAAGUCAAAAUGAACUCAAGUGGUUUGAUACUCACACUCCUUAAGCGAUCCUUCCCUGAAGACGGCAACAAUACUUCACCUGAAAGAGAUAUCUUGAUCGAAAUCAUCAAGAAGCUUAUGAACAUGGGCGUCAGUUUUGAAGAAUUGCGAUACAUAUUCAAGCAGUUCGAUAUAAACCACGAUAUUCAGAGCAGACCUAAACUGAUGGACUUGGUACUGCAAGGUAUCUCUCGUAGUCGAUGGCCCAAUUUUAUUCAGUUUGAUAAAAAGUCAAGUGCUUACUCUGUGCUGGAGAUCCCUCAGCUGAACCAUUUCCCACCUGCAAAUCCAGGAUACACUUUAUUGUUUUGGGCCCAUAUUGAACGUCAAGACGAUACGUCCAAAUUGACCUUGUUUGGUGUAUGGGAUGAAGAUCAAUGUUUAUUCGAAGUGUAUGUGGACGCAAAGACCAAAAUGCUUCAUCAAGAUGCAGUCUUUCGAGCAUUUGAGUUUCAAUUAGGGUUUUGGUAUCACUUAUCUAUUGUACAUUACAAGUCGAGAUUGUCUGUCAAAUCAAAUACUUUGGAAAAAGAGACUAUCAUCCUGUUCUUUAAUUUAGGUGCUCGCUACAAAUCGUUGUUUCAAGACUCGCUUAAAAAGUUUCAGACCUAUGAAGCCUCCUCCUCUUUAUUUCUGACGCUGCGUAGUCUAUCAAAAGCCACACCAAGUCGACGUAGUUCGACACAGUCUCAAAACUUGAUGAAUAUGAUGAAAGGUGUCAAUUUUCAAACCAUUCCCGAAUCUAAAAUUGCCAUGGCUUUCUUUGCUUGCAAUGCCUUAGCUGAAGGGCCUCGUACAGGCUUAACAUUAUCUGGUAUGAGUAGCAGUACCAUGUCUUUGAUCUCUACCGGUGUAGACUAUACCAAUCUUGUUUUGAAUUCGGCUAUUCCUAAAUUGGAUUCAGCCAUGUUUGUACCCAAAAGCAUGGGCUAUUUAGUAGGCAGUCCAAUCAUUGCCUAUCCUUUUGGUCUAGAUGAAUCGAUUUGGAAGAUUGGUGGGUGUGCUAUUGCUCUCAAAUUGAUUGAACGAUCAGAGACAUCAGAAGCUUUGUGUAAAUCAACCGCCAUUUUGUUUGAAAUCAUUCGUUAUUCUUGGCGAAAUUCAGAAGAUAUGGAACGAUGCCAUGGUUAUGAAGUUUUAGCUUAUUUGUUAAAGCAAAGGCGAGAAUUAAUCACAGUGGAAUUGAUUGAAUUGUUGCUUGUAUUUAUUGGCAAGAAUCCUCAUGCACCAGAGGAAUCCAUCAUCAAUAACCCAUUAGCUUAUCGAUUCGUCAUCCUUAAUUUUGAAAUUUGGAAAAAGACAUCAAUUUCUGUUCAGAAAGCUCAGUUGGAUCAAUUUAUUUUGUUUUUGAAUACAAGUAAAAUGAGAAACUUUAACUCAAGACGUCUUCCCAAAAUUCAUCUUGUCAAAAAAGUCUUGCUGGCAUUUAGAAUGAACGUGUAUGCUAAGGAACUUGUGCCUCAUCUUGUCAAUUCACUAAAAGCCAUCAUGUUGAGUAAUUGGAGUACUGAAAGCAUUCGAGCUGUAGCUACUUUCUUAGCCUCUACAGUCUCCAAAGGUAAAGCUGGAUAA